Colletotrichum karsti is the source of this 603-nucleotide messenger RNA. RefSeq lists its product as uncharacterized. The coding region runs from base 1 to 603 and encodes 200 amino acids. NCBI's taxonomy places the organism in Eukaryota, Fungi, Ascomycota, Sordariomycetes, Glomerellales, Glomerellaceae. The record is from RefSeq and is a predicted model, not a curated record. The transcript is spliced from 3 exons.
AUGCGUUUCACUUCUGCCCUCAUUCUGCCUUUGGCCUCGGUUGUCUCUUUGAUCUCCGCCAUGGAAGCUCCCAUCCCAGGCUACGACGUCUUCAUUCCUGAAUGGGAAGUCAAGGCAACUCCAGAUGGAGAGACCCUCCGCAUCAACGGCACCGUUGAGGAGGUCGUCGCCGAGCUUGAGCAAAUCAACCCGCACUAUCGGCGAUCAAUUGGUCUCGACGACCCUACCUUGAUGGCACGACAGCAAGAGGAGCUUGAGAAGCGCCAGAUGGUACAGUUUCACCGCCAGAACGGCAUCUGCGACCACUUCAGGGGAGCCGAUACUGGCCAGAUCAUGGCUGCUGUGCAAUACCUCAACUGGGUUACGGGUAGGCCCCGAAACGGCGGCGGCCCGGCCAACUGCGGCCGAGUUUCUUGCGGGUACAAGACUGCGGUUUGGUUCUGCAACGACGCCCCCCAGCCCAGAGAAUUGAGGUCGUUCAGAGACAUAUCCGACGGCGUCUAUGCCAUUCAAAAUGUCUGCCACAAGAGUCGCAAGUCUUACUCAGGUCAGGCAUUCCAUGUUGACAUGUGGAAUGUCAUUAUCCGCUGGGAGGACUGCUGA